AUGUUCUUCUUCUUCGUUGGUGGAUUAGGGCAACAAGUGAGACAAGUCCUGAAAUCCGGCGCCGGAAACUGCAUAAGAUGCGGCUCUGAAGCCGAUUUGGUCGAGUACGACAAAGUCUUGAAACUUUUCUUCGUUCCUGUCUGGAGAUGGCCAGGGAAAGAUCCUCUCCUCCACUGUAGAGACUGCGAUCUCUUUUUCCCUCAAUCUCUACAACCACCGCCGCUUUCUCUAGCUACUUGCCGCUUCUGCGAUCGUCUCGUCAAGCCUGAGUUCCGUUUUUGCCCCUUUUGUGGCUCUUCUCUGUAA
Microthlaspi erraticum is the source of this 306-nucleotide messenger RNA. The record is from the annotation of a GenBank genome assembly. NCBI's taxonomy places the organism in Eukaryota, Viridiplantae, Streptophyta, Magnoliopsida, Brassicales, Brassicaceae.